Messenger RNA from Clonostachys solani, 1428 nucleotides. The record is from the annotation of a GenBank genome assembly. Lineage: Eukaryota; Fungi; Ascomycota; Sordariomycetes; Hypocreales; Bionectriaceae.
AUGGGAUAUUACGAGUAUCAUUGUCUGAUAUGCAGUGUCAGCUUUGCUAUUGCUCGUAUCCGCACAUCCAAGGAGCCACCUGACGCAUCCUGGGAUUGCUGUGGAAUCACCGCUCGUGAUCAUGGAUAUGUGGAGGUGGAUGACCUUGAGCAUGAAGAUGAGGAUUCUGAGGUUGAAAGUGACGAGGAAGAUGAGGACGAGCUAGGACAGUGUGGGAACGGAUGCAUGAUAGCUGUCCGGCCAAGGGAACAAACAGAGGCUCACGCUGGAAGCUCGUCAGAUCACCCUCACAGUUUACACCCCACCGAAGAAAUGUAUUAUCGAAGGAUCAAGAAUCAUCCCGAGGAAGUUAGGUCAGAUAUAUGGGCCAGACUCGAAGAUGGCGAUCCCGUUAUGCUGGAACACAUCGCCGGCCCGGAGUGCGAGAGCGAGUCGGGAUACAACGGACACCACAUCUCCGUGGAGGAAAUGAGGGGAUGCAAUACCAUGCAGGGGCUGAUUUUAAAACAUCCAGACUGGAAGCCGGAAGACGGAGACGAAGAGUUCGAAAGGUCUGGCCGGUACUAUCUCACCGGGCUGCAUGACGCCAACACCAAUAUGGACUCUUACGAUCCGUGUACGCCUACCAGACACGGCUGCUCCUCCGUAUCUCCAGCAUUUGAAAAUGAUGACACUGAUACAAUAAUGGCAAACAACUCUGACCUGGCCUACCAUUAUUCCCUAGCUGUACAUCCCACCUGCUUGGAGGUUUUGAAAAGGGUCCAUCUGCGCCGAUAUGGGCGCGCCGAUGUUGACACGUUCCUCGAAUGGUGGGAGCUGGGUGUCGACAAGAGAUCCCUACCCCAAGACCCAUGCCGAACUGAUGCUUCUCACGGCCGAGAUCAGUACUGGAGACAUAACAUUGGCGCCGAAUAUUUGGCUGCAAACCCCCUCUUUGUGCCUGGCCUGGAGAGGAUUUUCCGUCUCGCUGAUGCUGUGCCCCUCUCCGAGAGUGGCAAGAGAAAACACGACGACGACUAUGAUGCGUUCUCUGUGUUGCCUGCGGAACUACGCAGAAUGAUACUUGAUUGCCUAAGCAGGGAUGAGAUUACGAAGCUUCACCACGCAUCGCCUUUCUUGUAUCGCAACGCGAUGGGGGACUUGGGGGACUCGUUUAUGAAAGAACACCCCUGGCUGUGGGAAUAUUGGACCGCGUUGCCAUACUCCUCUUGGGCGCUCACAACCGCCACCGAGCUGAAAGAAUCAAUCGAGAGCCCGGUAAAGCAGCUCGCUGCGUCGCCUUCUAUUGACUGGGGCUCCGCCAUGAGGAUGUUAUGGAAUGAAGAGCAGGCUGGCCGUUUGAAGGGUCUUCAGAAUCGCCGCCGGAUUUGGAAAAUCUGUGACAUGAUACUAAACAAAGUCGAAGAACAGCGCCCUUUGGUUUCAUGA